AUGGCAUCAAGUAAUCGUGCUAGAUUACCACUGAUACCAUCUAUUACAACAACAAAAACGACAACUUCAGGUAAUAAUCUGCGGCAUGUAGAGCAACAGCAGCAACAACAACAGCAAUUACAUUCACAAUCGCAUCCAACAAUCAAUUAUCCGCCAACGGUCGAGCAACGCAUCAUUCAGCAAAAGCAAGAUCAUAACUUUAAUGUUCUAAAUACGUUCAGUGAUAAGGAGAGACAAAUUGUUAUUGAUGCAUUAAGUCGUGAUGAGGGUGCACGUCAACGUGAAGCAGCGAGAUUAAUUGAAAUGCAGUCAGCAAAAAGUGAGUGGAUGGACAAUUUUGCGGGCGAUAGACAACGUCGCUCGUCAGUGACGCGAGAAUAUCCAACAAAUGAUGAUGCAAUGAAAAAAAUUAAGCGGUCAUGGACGAUAUCAACUCCUGAUAACGAUGGCGUUCCAGCGAUCAUCACAACCGCUGCCAGUCGCAAUGGAUCUCACUUGAACUACAUGAAGGGACCUGAGCAAGGGAGUUACCCCUCAUUAAUACGAAUGCCUCCCCAGCUGCAGGUCCAAAAGGGCUACAACUCCGAAGAGCUCGUUUACGAGAACAAUCCAACGUCACCGCGUCGUGUCCUGCGUCAAAACACUCUGCCAAAUCCGGAUUCUGGCAUUUACUACCCAAACAACCCUACGUUAGUGCUGCCCGUGUCACCGAAACAAUCGAUCGUUAGUCCGCAAUACAGUCCGUAUCACACGGACAACGAAAACGACGAUGCGGAAAAUUUACAGCCGAGUCCCCCGACAUCGCGAUAUGCGGUGCGACGUCAAUCCACAUUACCAGGCCUCCCGAGCGAAAUGAACAUUGCGUAUUUCUCGACGUCGCCCAAUCGGGCAUACAGUCGAUCGCCCGAAAGACCGGCUCCCUUUGUGAGACAAUCUACAUUCCCGUCGCAAAAUAGUGGCGGCGGCGAACUGUUGCACAUUCCACGUCAGUUGCCCACAUCGCCAAAUCGCUUCGUAAAGUCGCCAGAUGGCGGUGAUGCCGUUGUUCCCGAUGCCUACCCAAAACGACAAAUGAUGAUGCGUCAAGCGACGCUCCCGAAUCCGGAUCAGCAUCACAAGUUGCUGCCGACGUCGCCGCCGCGCCAAUUGUCGCCCGGCUAUCGAAAGGUAUCUCCCGAAUUCGUUAGACAAAACACCUUGCCCAACCCAGAGCCACCUAUUAGUAAUAAUGUAAACUCGUUGUCUGUGCACCAGCAUGGCCCGAAAUUCUUACCGAUAUCGCCACGCGCCAAACAAGCUUUUCUCUUUCCGCAACCCGGUCCCACGCCCCGACCUUUUUUGUCACAACAGCAUUUUCCAAUUGUUUCUGAUGAACCUCAAAAUGAGGUUCGUGAAUUGCAGAGACAACACUCGAAGAUGAUCAAGGUGCGGAGUCACAGCAACGAGGAAUAUUCCGUGAAUAAACAGGCGGUGCCGCCGCAAGAAGGACGUCGAAUGUUGCCGGAAAUUCCGCCAAAUCGAUCGCCAAAAUUAUCGCUGAAACCCAACUUUGCUACAAUGAGUAUAGACACGGCGCCUACGUCACAUCCCACAUUUGCCAUAAUUCGACGUCUUUUUCCGUUGGAUGACGGUAACUCCAUGGCGUUACUCCCAAUUUCAUCCAAUCACAAAAAUCUCUUGACUUGUGGACUCGUUCGUCAAGCGCACGUCAAAGAAGAACUAAUCCGAGCAAACUCCUCCACCGAAAAACGAUCUCCCGUCUUUAAAACCUUCGCCGAAGCCAAGCAACCGCUGCCCCCACAAAUGCUCGACACGAAAAACGGCACCCAGCCAAUGAACGUUGCCAGCAAUUACUUUGAUCCUGCAUCAGCAACAACUGCAACAACAACAACAACGGACGAGCAACCCCUUAACUACGACAGCGGCAUCUCGAAUCCGUAUUACGACGAAUACAAUAACGGCAGCAACGAAAGCAUGAAAGUGGCCGGUUUGCGUUCCGUCGUGCCGCAAAGUAUACGAAAUGCCGAAGCAACUUUCGCCACAGAUCCCACAUCCGAGUACUACUUUCAGCCGCAACGACGUCGCAAAUCACGCGAACUGCCAGUUCCGCCGGAAGCGAUUCCCGCGCAUGUCGUCGAUGAUGCCGAGGGUGCCCGAAAUCACCGAAAACCCGAAACGAUGCGAUCAAUUUCGGAAGAUACGGCCGCGGGUAAUGCGAAAAAUUCCAAAGUUGUGCCACGACGCUCGAUGUCGCACCCGGAAAAGGAAAAGGCGGCAGCUGAAAGUGCGAACGGCAGCACGACAGAUGUCACGAAAAAAGUUCCUAUUAAGACGUCGCUGGCUGAGAUCCUGGAAAAGAAGAAGAAAGAAUCAAUUAGACGGAAAAUUCAGUGCAAAAGUACGGAUCAAAUGGAGUAUUCGGCAUCAUUGACAUCAAUAAAAUCCCAUCAUCCGCACAAUCAGGUCCUUGAAAAACAAGACUCUUCAAAAAGUUUCGAUGGUGUCAUCAAGAAGGUUAUUCUGAAUGAGCAACUGAAGAAGAUCGACAGCCAGGACGAGAACAAGUCACAAUCAAUGGAUGAGCGGAUGUUCGUUGACAACAGCAUACGAAAAGCGAGUAUCGUCAACGACGCUGCCAACGGCGAAAACGGCGAAGGCAUCUUCAAGAAGAUUUCCGUCUCGGAAAAACGCUUAAACGACAAAUCGCUGCGACGUGCCGACGACAAUAAUGUAAGCGACUCGGAGCAUAAAACCACACUUGGUGAAGCAGAAAUUCAAAGUGCUGUCGAAGCGGCUGCCGUCAUAUUCAAAAAGGUCGUGCUCCAAAAGCGCAAUGCGAAAAAGCAACAACAAACGGAUGAAGGUGAACAUCAACGGAACCGGAAACUUUCAUUGUUUAGUGGUUCGGUUAUGACAGACGAGCAGCAGCAGCAGCAAGUACAUGACAAUGAUCUCUAUGGCAGUUGUGGUGAUGAUUAUAAAUUGGUAUUUAUCAGUUCUGACUCGUCGGGUAAAGAAGAGGAGUUGGACGAUGCCAGUUCAACGACAUCUUCGCCAGUAUCUGGGUGUAACAGUAUCUCCAUGGACGAAUGUGACUGGGAUUACUUUGAGCCGGGUGCACCAAAUGCCUCCUUCGUGACAGGUGUCAUUGCUAAUAACAACAAACCGAAAGAUUCGCCUUUUAACUCGCCGCUUUUGACACGACGCGGCCUAAGUGAGUCUCCAACUGUGAAAGAAAGUGAUAGCGAGGAACCCAUUGAAGCGAAAUACAUCAAGUACGAUUCCGACGAUUACCUUUAUGGAGCAAAGAAGAAACGAAAAUCGUGUGUUACGCGGAGAGGAAGUACAUGCAAUUGUGGGACCACAACGCAAUAUGUCCCAAUUCCUGUGCCAGUUCCUAUAAUUGUGCCGCUUAACUCGACUACGGAAAAAAAUCAACAUCUGUUGCUCGAGGAUGCACUUGAUACGGAGAAUAUGCAAAAGGCAAUUCAACAGCAAAUUUAUUUAUGGAAUAAUGCAAAUACUGGUUUGUUGUUGCAGCAGCAACAGCAGCAAAAGCAUAAACAAUACGAACAUAAUAAAAUACACACACGACAUAAUAACUCAUCCAAACGAUUAACAAUUUCACCCACACAAAUGCACCAGCAACACUCAACAAUAAAAAACGAGUGUAAAGAAAAAGAUAUUCAAGAGCAACCCGUACAAACCACAUCAGGUACGGCGUUUCGCAACAAUGAUUCCAUAGUGUACGACGACAGAGUUUUGUAUUACACAAAUACAGAUCUAGUCAGUACCGGCUUGACCGUUGAGCAAAGCACAACUUCCACUAAUUGUUGUACAAAUAAGAAUAAAUUAAGUUUAUUCAUGAGGGAAACAGGUGAACGCCAACAACUAUGUUGCAGCGAUGACGACAAAUACGAAACUAUAAAAAGCCUCGCAAGUGCCGUCGUAAAUGAGACACUCGCCUGUGCAUCCAACAUGAUAAAGAGCGAUAAGUUUAGCAAAAACAGUGUUAUCAGUGAUAAAAUUGAUGAAAAAGAUAAUAAUGGCACAAUCGUAACGCCGAACAAAAAACACCUGAACAAUCAGCGCGAUGAUAAAAGCGUCAACAAUCGCAAUAAUAACGUUGAAAAAGUCGCUGUACGCAACGACGACGUCGAUUGUACGUUAAUGGACAAAAAAGAAGCCAUGCAAGUGGAAACAAUAAAGCAGAAGAACAGAGAGAAUAAUAGUAGUGUUGUUUCGUCCAUUCACGCGACCGGUAGUGACAUUAAUUUAAUUAAACAUUCAAGUCUUGUAGUCGAACAAGAACCGUCUAACGUCACGGACGAAGAAAUGAUUACAAUUAGUAAAAUUAAUACACAAGAACCUGACGAGGGGUACUUGGUGUCUGAGAGCAUCUUUUCGUCGGAUCAAGAAUCAGAAACGGAUUCCGAAACAAGUUUAUGUGACUCGCUCAAGACACCGGUGCAACGAAGUUAUGACAUUAUCGGUACCUCUCUCGCCUCGAAUCUCAUGGAAGACGAAUCUGAUGCGACGUCGCGUAAUAGCUCGGCAAUGGAUCAACGUAGUUCUGAUUCUGGAACAGAUACCGAUGACACUGGUACCGUCGUUGAUCGUCGAAAAUCCAAGAGAUUCACAAAAGUUUUUGUCGUAAACCGCAACGAUGACGUUUCCUCCGACGAUAACAUCACACAAUCUUCCAAUUCCAGUAACGAUGACGAUGAUUCCAGUGAUAAUGACACCGAUAUCGAUCGAGAUUGUGGUAUUGUAUUAAAUUAUAUGAAAAAUUUAUCAGACAAUGAUGAAUUGCCAUCGCAAAAGAUGGAAAGUAAUGUUGUCGUCGUUACUGCGGAAACAGAUGAUACUGCGAUAAAAUUAAAUUAUGUCAAAUCGAUAGCUGAUAAUGAUGAGCUUAUUACUGGAGACAACGUGAUGAAUCAAGAAGAUUCCUUUGUUCGUGAUGAAAAAAUAAUAAUAAAAAAUACUCGCAGUAACAGUACAUUGGCAUCGUCGUUUGAUGUUCAAACAAAACAACUGUUAAUUAGAAGCGAUGCGGAUAAUGAUGAUAAUAACGUGCAGCAAAAUGUAAAGAGUAAUUGUGUAGAGGCGAGCAUUAGUUCUGACCUCCAUGAUCGUUCAUCUGUUGAAAAAACAAAAGUUACUCAAGUGGUGAAUUAUCUAAAAUCACGUGAAAUGGACAACAACAUGGAUUAUAUGAGCCAUAUGGUUAUGCCCUCGAGUCUAGAAAGUUUCACAGACAAACUAGAAAUUUUCGAAGAUAAAACAAUGGACCGAAAAUCCAUCCUCAAAGAUGCAGACGACACGACGUUAUGUUCGAUCGAGUCAUCGAUGUCUGUUGAUAUUAUCAAUGAUGGCGCAGCAACCAGUUUUAUGCAAUCGAAUCAUGCAUUGAAAACCGAAAGUGCAUUUAAUUUAUUAGCAGCAUCGGCAGCAACAUCAACACAGGUUAGCAGAAACUAUGACGUCAACACAAAUACAACCUGCGCCGAAAAUACAGACAGACAACACGAGUUACGCUUUAGUGGUGAUCGUACAUACACUAAACCAGGUGUUUUAAAAUACACGAACGACGACGACGACAACGUGCUUACCUGUGAAAGUUGUAAAGUAACUAACGAAGGUUGCAACACCAACACAUGCAAGAACUUUAUACAAUACAGCGAUAUUUGUACGAAAAGCACACAAGAGAAUACGGAGAACGGAGGGUCCGAUACGAACACGAUCACUACAACAGUGUUAGAUACAAACGAGCUGUCGAGUGUUAAACACGUCUCAGACAAUGUUCCGCAGAAAUUUAACUUAACGACCAACAAUAGUAACAACAAAUAUAAAAGCCUUGUAAUGAUCACGCAAAAUUCACGCAAUAACAAUAAUGGCAAUUUGUCAGGACAAUCUCAAGUGAGUAUUGUCACGUCAGAUACGACGCAUGUCGUGACAGAUCAAGAUGAUACAGUUAUUGUAAAACAUACAAAUUGGGAACCUGGUUCGCCGCCUACGCCCGAUCAAACCAGUCAAAAUACAUUAGCUGGCUACUUUACACUAUCGCUCGAGCAAAAUUGUGAGCCGUAUACGCGUCGCGCAGUAAAAAUAACAUCUAAUAAUAUAACCAAAGAUGAUGAUAGUGCUACUACAACUAUUGAAAAGCAAGAAAAUGAAUGUGAAAAUGGCAAUGCCAAUGUUAGUGCAAAUAAUACGAAAAUUAAUGAAAAUGUAAAUAAUGAUGAGAAUGUAAGUGCAAUAAAUACAACAAAUAAUAAUGAUAAUAGUGAAAUAAUGCAAAAUAUGAGUAGUCUCGAUAAUACAAGCAAUAGUUGUAGUACAAGUGAAAGUAACAAUACCAGUGAAAAUGUUACGGUAGUGACGGGCGCGAAUACUUUGUCUGCGGUUGUUUGCCUCGAAGACGGAUUGGCAGACGAUGAUUCCUGGGUGGAGGAAAUUAGUCAAGACGAGGAAGACUUUGCAACGACGACCGCAACAGAUUCCGACUUGGAUUCGAGUGAGGAAGCCUCCUUAAUGGCUGCUCUCGAUCGUGAGGAAGAAUUGCGCGGAUAUAAUCGCGUGUCCAUUGACUUUACUUUGCACACGAUUAUCGAAGAAAGUUGCGAAGAGAGCGAUAUGGAGAGCAUCACGAAUGAGCGUCGUAAGAAUCGAAUGUCUGCAUCAGAACUCGAAAAAUAUUUCUUCUAUGGUCUAGCUGAGGGACAUUCAGCACCUCAAACAAUUCCAACGCGAGAAGAAUCUCCCUCAGAAACAAGUAGUUUAUGUAGCGAGGGCUUAGACUCGCUAGGACCGACAGAAGAACUCUCAAGCACUCCAAAGAACACAGAAUCUUCAGACAUGGCUUCGUCACGCCUUGAAAAAUAUUUCCUUACUGGCUUUAUGGGAUUCAAGUCCGAGAAUCGCGACUCUGAUGGAAGUGGCAGUGUUGGAAGUGACUCCGAAGGACAUUCGAGUCCUGAGCAACGGCGUAAAAGACUUGUUCGUGCCCGGGGCACAGGACGCUCACAUAGUUCCUCUCUCGAUAACUUACUUGCCAAAGAAGAUGCCGAAAAUAAUCGACAAAGCCAGGAAAAUCUCGUUACGGAAUCAAAUAACUCGUCGGAAACAGAUACGUGUGACGAGAAUACGCUGCACUUUGAGAAAAGUGAAAUGUCAUAUGACACGGCAAAAAGAAAGAAAAAGAUGGCGAAGAAAGUAGAAACGAUGACUGACGAAAGUCAAAUUGUCAGCAGCAAGAAAGAAACAAAUGAAGCGAAUAAAACCGAUGAAGACGAACGAAAAACCCCUCAACAAGACUUCUUACUUCUUCCACCAAAUCUUGUCAAUUCACGAAAACAAACAAGUCGUGACAGUGGUUUCAUAGGCAGCAACGACGAUCUCCUAAAGAGCGAAGAUGUCUUGAAAUCACCAGAACUGAAAAUUGAAUUGGAAGAAAUAGAAGAAGAGAUGAAGUCUGAUAUAAAGGAAAACGAGUCAAAUAGUCCACAAUUAACGAAAGCUCCAAAUUUACCACCUUUAUCCCGUAAAGAUAGUUUUAAUAACUGGAGCUCUGAUGAAGAAACGAACCUUAUGAUGUCCAAAAUGAGACAAUUUUUCAAAACUUUAGUCGCUGCCAGUGCUAAUGCACAUCACAUGGCAAACAGUUCGAGAAAUUCCACACCUGUUCUGAGCGCAACGAGUUCUCCCAAAACAGGAACUCCAGUAGCACGUUUCAAAGCUCGUAACAAGCCACCGCAACUCGUAUAUUUUGAAAGUGAGUUAACGCGUCUUAUGAAAACUGUGCCUGGCAUUCGUGAUGACCAAGUACGUGAGAUUGUCGAAUAUUUGAGUAGCGAAGAUACGUGGUCCGACUCAUAUGAUUCCUCGGAUUACACAAGCUCUGAUUUGGAAAAUGGCGUAAUUUCCGGAAAGAAAAGCGAAUUGCAGGAACAAAUUUCUGCGAGUUGUCAACAAAUCAUCAAUAAAUUUGAGAAUCCAAGUACAACGGUGGGCGACGAGGAAGGCGAUAUCGGUGACGGUGGAUUGUUGAUCGACGAAGCGCACGGCUUGAACAAAGAAACGGCUUUUGUCUAUCAAAAAUUAGUUGCUUCCUUGAGUAAACUCAGCAACAGUAGUGACGAUAAGCCACCGAGUAUUAACAAUUCGCCACCGUUGAUUGCCAAAGUAAUAAAUCACAUUGGCUCACGUCUUGUUGCACUUAUGCAUGAAGUGAGCAGUGGUGAAUCUCUUGCCAGUUCGUCGCCUCGCUCAGCAACGCGUUAUCAUCGGAAAUUACAGCAGAAAAUUUCCGCAACAACGACCGAAGAUGACGACAGCACAUCUGAAAGUAACAACGAUAAAAUUGAUGAGUUUAUGAAUUUGUCUCGGAGUAAAAGUCACGAUUUGCUGUUGGCCGAAUCGAAAGUGCAUCAAUUGAAAUCGAGUACGAGCGACAUUGGUGGCGAGGAACGCGGCGAACAAAGCGACUACGAACGCUUUUCCUGGAGAGGUAGCUUUGAGUCGGCUCUUCUGGCGCCCAAUGAUUCCCGUACGAAAUUAACGACACUCGAAAAUAGUCAAUCGCCUGCGUCAAUUCUUGCCGCUAAACGUCGAUCAGCUGGCGAUCUCUUGUUCAACUACAAAAGCUUGAGUCGCGAGCAACUUGAUCGUGUUCGUAGUUGUGGCAGUAUUGGCGGCGACGAUCUCGAAUCGACAAAAUUGUGGACGGGAUCAAAUCAGCCGCAGACGACACAACGCCGUCGUUCAAGUAUGACAAAUUGUGACACAGAUGAGUCGAGUGACGAUGCAGAAGCGAGAUUAGCAUCACGUUCGACGCUGCCACGUAGUUUGCAACACAAUAUUACGCCAGCUAGCACAAAUUCACUGCCACGAUUGUCUUCCGGCUCGUCAUCCUCCACGAAUAACGUCCAAUCCGCUUCAAGUGGAAUGCAAAAAUCACAAAGUGUGCAUCAAAUCCUGCAAAAUAACGUUAAAAGUGCGCGUUUCCGUGCACCUGGAUUCAAUCGACAAGCAGCACCACCACCAACCGCACCAAAAAGAGCAAUGUCUGCUCCCGGUCUACAACCCAUGUACAUUCAAAGACGUGAUCGACGUAACAAAAUACAGAAUCAAUCGUUAGAAGAGACAGCACCUGCUGACGUGACUUCAUCACCAUUGACUGGGGCACGCAACACCGCACAAAAUGACGUUACAAGUCCCGUGGGUUCCCAAACGUCAGCUACGAGUGAUCCCUGGCCAUCACAGUCCGAUGACGACAUUGAUCGUCUUGUGGCAAUACAUCAAGGCAGACACAAUAGUUUGAGUUCAUUGGGGGUCCGCUCCGAUUCAAUGGCAAGCGUUUAUUCUGGCGCUGGAGAAGGUCGUUACGGAACCGUUAGUGUCAAGGGUCAAAUUGAAUUUGGACUGCAGUACAAUUACAAACAUGCAACGCUCGAAGUCCUAAUCAAGCAAUGUCGAGAUUUGGCGGCAGUCGACACGAAACGCAAUAGAAGUGAUCCGUAUGUGAAGGUUUACCUGCUUCCGGAUAAAUCAAAAAUGGGCAAACGGAAGACAAAAGUAAAGAAACACACGCUGAACCCAGUUUUCGAUGAAACUUUACGUUUUACCAUGUCGCUAAGUAGUUUGGAGUCGCGAACUUUGUGGCUCACCGUUUGGCAUUCCGAUAUGUUUGGUCGAAAUGACUUCCUGGGCGAAGUUUUGAUGCCAUUACAGGGCAAAGUAUUUGACAAUCCCGCUCCUCAGGCGUAUAAUCUGCAAGAAAGAAGUGAACCAUUUGACGACUUACCAGUUUACAAAGGUGAUAUUAUUGUAGGGUUGAAAUUCAUUCCUCCAGAUUCCGGCACAUCGACGCCGCAUUCGACGCCAAAGGGUGGCAGCUUGAAUUUACGCAAAUUUAGUGUCAAAUCCUCGUCAUCGUCUUCGAGCAAUUCGCGAAAUAGCAAGGGAGCGUUGCAUGUUUUGGUGAAGGAGGCGAAGAACUUGUCGGCCGUUAAGGCAAGUGGAACGUGUGAUGCAUUCUGUAAAAGCUACCUUCUUCCCGACAAGAAUCGUAGCAGCAAACAAAAGACAUCCGUAAUAAAACGAUCUACAAAUCCUGUGUGGAGUCAUACUUUCGUUUAUGACGACGUCUCACUACAAGAUUUGUCCGAACGCGCACUUGAAUUAACGAUUUGGGAUCACGAUCGAUUAGCGAGUAACGAAUUUCUCGGCGGAGUCCGAUUUUCAUUGGGAACUGGCAAACACAACGGGAAAUAUGUCGAAUGGAUGGACGCAACUGGCAAGGAAUUGUCACUUUGGCAAAGCAUGUUGAAUCGCCCGAACUUUUGGGUCGAAGGUUGCUUAACACUACGCUCAUCACUAGAUAACGCCCGAGUUGCCACUUAAUAACUACUUUAGUGUGUAGUAAUUUUCGUGUUUUAGAGAUUAUUAGGGGAACACUCUUUUUAUACAACAACAAAAAUAUCAAAAAAUAUUAUAAAAUUACACUUUACCUGAUUUUUCCCCUUUUUUAAAAAAAGAAGAAUUACAUAUUUUGAUGUUUAUCUCUUGUUCUCGUUCUAAUUCUUGCUGAAAAAAAAUCAAAUUUAUAUCAAAAAAUAUAUUUAACAAAUAAAAUAAUAUUAAUAGUGUUAGCAUUCAAAGCAAGAAUAUUAAAAAAAAAGUUUAGAUGUUGUUCAAAAGUUACAUAGAUUUAAAUAAAUAAGUGAAUUCUGCACGAAAUGCAGUAUGGCACCAGAACGAUGCCUAUACACAAAUAAAAUAAAAAAAAAACUAAAAUAUUAUCAAUAUUGUAAAAUUAUAUAAAUAAUAAAAAAAUGAUGCUUGUCCUUGUCAAUUUUUAAGUUAUUCGAACAAAUUUUUAUUUUAGAUUUAAACUUUUGUCUGUGCAUCAGAUGAAUGUUGUGAGAAAAAAAAAUCUUUUUAAAUCACUAAAAAAUACAGACUGUGACUCAAUUAAAAUUUAAGAAUUUCAUCCCAAUCUAAUAAAUAAAAAAAAUAAUUAAUUAAUAAUA
Culicoides brevitarsis is the source of this 11036-nucleotide messenger RNA. RefSeq lists its product as uncharacterized. Bases 1 to 10407 code for a protein of 3468 amino acids. Gene Ontology annotation, cellular component: plasma membrane; exocytic vesicle. Gene Ontology annotation, biological process: exocytosis. The transcript has 14 exons. The record is from RefSeq and is a predicted model, not a curated record. NCBI's taxonomy places the organism in Eukaryota, Metazoa, Arthropoda, Insecta, Diptera, Ceratopogonidae. Gene Ontology annotation, molecular function: neurexin family protein binding.